AUGGUAAGGUCUACUCGUGAGGUCAACCUUUGUAUUGAUCAACAAAAUAUAAAAGGUGAGAUGGGUCCAUCAAAGCUAGCAAAUGCAAAGAAAAGAUUGAAGGUUUUGAUGUUACAGCAAGUCACAACAAUGGUGAUUGAGGUUGACCUUGGAUGUGAGAAAUGCCACAAGAAGAUCAAGAAAGUACUGUGUAAAAUCCCUCAAAUUCAGAAUCAGAUAUAUGACAAGAAGGCAAACACGGUGACAAUCACUGUGGUAUGUUGCAGUCCUGAAAAGAUCAAGAAAAAGAUAUGCUGCGAAGGAGGUGAAGCUGUCAAAGGCAUUGAGAUCAAGGUGCCUGAAAAGAAAAAACCAGAAGAGCAGCCAGAUCCAAAACGUAAACCUGAUCGUGAUCCUGAUCCUGUUCCUGCUCCACUACCUUCUAAACCCGUCCAUGUUAUUAUGGCUAUGGUAGGCCAACACCCCAAUGUUACGAACCUUAUGGAAGGCCAGUGUACAAUAGCUGGGGUGGUGGCAGUUGUAGUUGCCGAGGUAGGGGUUAUUAUGUGUGUAGAUGUGAAUAUGUUUGUGAAAAUAAUCCCUCAUCAUGCACAAUCAUGUAAAGGGAAAGGAAAAGGGAAAGGGAAAGCUUGGAAUACCUAA
This is a messenger RNA of Dovyalis caffra, 642 nucleotides long. The record is from the annotation of a GenBank genome assembly. Lineage: Eukaryota; Viridiplantae; Streptophyta; Magnoliopsida; Malpighiales; Salicaceae.